GGACCAGACCAACGUGUACAAGAACGCCAGGCAACGCAAGGCCCAGGCGUUCAAAGAUUUCGGCAAGCGGACGUGCGUGACGCUCGUCAAUGACGAGGAGCAGCUGGCACAGAGGACACACUCUGGACGGACAAGCGGGAGCGUGAGGAGGGCAAGUACGUCCCCGUCCAGGCGGUCAAUCAGAUGAGGGCCAACUUCGUGUGCCCGGAGCUGGAGGACGGCUUCACGGAGCUGGAGUGGCCAGAGCUGCCAGAAACAGAGGCCAGAAAGCGGAUCACCGAGAUCAGGGAAGGCGGCACCGACUGGAGGGCACGCAACCCCGGGCAGAAAGGCCAGCAGCCCAAGUCGCGCCUGGAGAACAGGGAUGUGACCGCCAUCGGCAAGGGGGCGCAGAAGGGCGCGCGGGAAGAGAUCAAGGAUCCUGGCCAGUCGCCGUCGGUGUUCGGGAGGGCGAUGGGCGGGCCUGCACCAGCACCCGACGACCGCUCGCGCACGCCCCCUCCCGCCGCGAGGACCCAGCGCCAGCGGCUCCAACGGCGCAGCUGGCGCCAGCGGCGCGGCUGGAGGUGCGAGCAGGAACGACAUGGGGCUGGGGCAGAGGCAGAGGUGGCGGCGGCGGCGCGGCAGGUGGGGCUGCCGGCGGUGCGGCGGGCGCCGGCGCCCCCAAGGCGCCCGAGGCGGGGCACUGAGAGGGCCUUCCUGCCGCCUGGCGGCCGCGCCGGCCAAGGUGUGGCGGGCGCGCGCGCGCGCCAUAGGGCCCUAUAUUCUUGUGCUUCCCCGAUGGCGGGCGGGCAGCAGGGUCGCCCGCUGGUUUGGAGCGGGAGGAGUGGGGAUGGCUCCGCUGACACGCCCAUGGCAUUCACGAUCACGAGUCCUUUGCCCGGGUUUAUGCUUGCUCAUGGAACGGCUCAGGUACAGUGCCUGUUUGUGCAAGUAGCGAUUCGGUGGGCCUAGUGUGGACACUUCUCAUUCGAGAAGUCUGACACUUGUGCACGUCAGGAAA
Molecule: messenger RNA, 1003 nt
Organism: Prorocentrum cordatum
Lineage: Eukaryota; Dinophyceae; Prorocentrales; Prorocentraceae
Source: the annotation of a GenBank genome assembly